Messenger RNA from Caenorhabditis angaria, 790 nucleotides. Lineage: Eukaryota; Metazoa; Nematoda; Chromadorea; Rhabditida; Rhabditidae. The record is from the annotation of a GenBank genome assembly.
AUGUCGAAGUCUAUCAAAUUUUAUUUCGAUAUUCUCUCUCCGUAUAGUUAUUUCGGAUUUGAGGUAAGUUUUUGCUCUCAAAAUUUUAGAAUAAAUUGAUUUGCAGGGAAUAACAAAAAAUAAAAAUGUCUGGAAAACAUCUGUCGAACUGAAACCAUUUUUGUUGGGAGCAAUUAUAAAAGGAUCAGAGAAUAAAGGAAUGCCGCUGACAAAUCCGCUCAAGACCAAAUAUGUUAUGAAAGAUUUGACAUUUUCGGCACAAUAUUUGGGAGUUCCAUUCAGAGUUCCAAAAGAUUAUGUGAAUUUAAUGAUGACUACAAGUUCUGUUAUACCUCAAAGAGUAUUAGUUGCUAGCAAAUUACGAGAUGGAGAAGCAAGUUUUCUCCUGAAAAUGAUUUUUUUGAUAAUUUCUUUACGUUUAGGCAGAAAUGGAAAACCUCACUAAAAAACUCGGACAUUUGUUCUGGGCCUAUGGAAAACCAAUUUUCACCAGUGAUCAAAUUCAAGAAGUUCUCCGAUAUUCUCAAGUUCCAAAUUCUGACGAACUUUUCAAAUUAUCAGAAUCUAGCGAAGUUAAAGAAAUUUUGAAGGAAAAUACGAAAGAAGCUUUGGAUCAAGGGGUAAUUUUGAGAAUUUUGUGCUAUUUAAAAACAUUGUUUUUGUUCAGUGUUUUGGUGCUCCUUGGACACAUAUCGUUGAUAAUUCGACUGGAAAUGUUAUUCAAGCUGUUUUCGGAUCUGAUCGUCUUCCACAAAUUGCGCAUUUUGUUGGCGAAGAGUUUAAAAAUUAA